This is a messenger RNA of Saccostrea echinata, 1350 nucleotides long. RefSeq lists its product as uncharacterized. Lineage: Eukaryota; Metazoa; Mollusca; Bivalvia; Ostreida; Ostreidae. Bases 13 to 330 code for a protein of 105 amino acids. The transcript has 4 exons. The record is from RefSeq and is a predicted model, not a curated record.
GCUAGAUUGGACAUGUUAAGAUAUUCAUUGCUUGUUCUUACAUGUAUAUCUGGUAUUACACUUGCAUCCAACCCGGAUGGGACUUGUACCAGUGACAGUGAUUGUACAGACCCAAACUACAAAUGUUGUACCGGAACUGUGUGGUGCUGCCCUCCUGGUUAUAUGUGUACCGGAGGCUCUUCUUGUCUCAGUAUAGGCGUGAUCAUCGGUCCUAUCGUCGUUGUAAUUGCCAUUAUUGCGUGUGUCGUCAUCGCUAUCUUUUGUUACAGAAAGAGACAGCACACAGCAGGUGUUGUGUACAAUCCUCAUGGAGUAACACCUAAAUUUUAACUCGAUCAACAUGGCCAGGAACUAUUUUCCAGAAUACCAGGUUACAGAAAACCACAGAAUGAAGAUCAUUGACUAAACCCAAGAGCAUGCGAACAGAGAGAGAGAGAGAGAGAGAGAGUAAACGUUUAAGCUUGCAAUUGUGCAUUUAUCUUUUGUUACUGCAAUUUUGCAUUUAAUUUUUUGUAUCAUCACUAUCACCCCCUGCAAGUAUUUAGAUCUUGUUUUUAAAGGGGCCUGGACACAGUUGCAUUGUUUACAAUUUAAAAUUAAUGUCUAUUUUUAUUUUAAAAAAUAAUUUCAGUUUAAUGAUUUGAACGUACAUGAACAUAUUCUAAGAAUUCAAUGACAACGACAUUCUUCAUAACAUCACGUCAAACACCUGUGAUUGUAAACAGGGCAAGAGCUCUGUUAUUGUUAGUGUUAACGUUUUACCGGGUGUGUUCAUUUUGUUAAGUCAGCACACCUCACUGAACACGGACUGAUAAUACACAUGAGUUGGUUUUGCUUUCUCGCAUUUCUACUCUGAACUUUCUGGAUUAUAGUUUACAUUUUUUUUCAUUAAUAUACAACAAAGUUUCUACUUCUCUUAAGUAUUAAGGAUAAAGUUUACUUUGUGAAAGUGCAAGGACAUAUGUCAAUCUAAAGCGUCCCGAAAAUUGUAGUUUUAAUAAUUUCAAGAUUAAAAAAAUUUUCUUAAAACGCUUUAAAUAUAUUUCGGUGUGAAAUGCUCUAGCAACAUAUAAGUAAUGAUAUUGUUUAGAAAAUUCUAGAAAAUAUGAGCUUCAAAUCUGUGUCCCAGCUCCUUUAAAAGCUUACAUUACAUGACUACUUAUAAACAUUGUAUGUUCAUAUUUAAUACCUGUACUGCAUGACUGAAUCUCCUUUGUAAAAAGAAAAUCUAUAAUAACAAUAAUUAUUGUACUAUAACCAAGCGGAGUAAGAAUGCAUGUUUUAUUAAUUUAUUAGGUAAAUGAAAAAGGAAUUAUGGCAGAUCUCAAAUAUAUUCAAAUACAAAUAAUA